Gallus gallus (chicken) is the source of this 5172-nucleotide messenger RNA. RefSeq names its product serine/arginine repetitive matrix protein 1-like. Gene Ontology annotation, cellular component: centrosome. Lineage: Eukaryota; Metazoa; Chordata; Aves; Galliformes; Phasianidae. The transcript has 9 exons. The record is from RefSeq and is a predicted model, not a curated record. The coding region runs from base 2989 to 4713 and encodes 574 amino acids.
GGCUUUACGCCGUGCCGUGAGCGAGGGCGCGCUGUCGCCAUCGCAACGCAGCUGAGCGGGCCUCCGGGGCAGCGGGGGGCGAAGAAGUCUGGCGGGAGGAACGAUAUUUGGCAUUACAAGAACAGAGACAGCCUUCAACACAUCUGACGAGGGAGGAACAGCACUCACACAAACAACAAGCAAGCCACCAGAAACAAGCAGAGCAAAAACACUCUGGGAAACCAAAUACAAAUCUAUUUUCAAGAGAAUCUUUAGCUUCUUGCCGUAGGAGCUGAUGGAGCCUCCCAUCACUUGAAUUGUGGAGGCCACUUCAGAAAUUCUAUGUCAAUCAGGUCCAACACUGAAGUACAGCUAACUAUAGGAGUCCAUGUUCCAAAUUCUUGAAAACCCGGUUACGGAUGUCAGCUGUGGAUGCCCCAUCCCUGGAGGCAUUCAAGGCCAGGCUGGAUGUGGCUCUGGGCAGCCUGGUCUACUGGUUGGCGACCCUGCACAUGGCCGGGGGGCUGAAACCAGAUGAUCUUUGAGGUCCUUCUCAACCCCCCUGCCACCCUAUGAUUCUGUGAGACAAGCCGGUGUCGAGGAAGCCCCUAGCCAGGAAGAAGUCCAGUGCAAAGGGAAAAGGACUGCUAGGGGGCCAGGGGCUCACUGUGUUUUAGAGGCCGAGAGAUGUGAAGCUUGGAGAUGCCCUUGCAAAUAAAAUCAUUUACGCAGGGAGACCUGCAAACGAGAUGCCUUUGCUAACCAGAGACUUGGGAAUGAGGUGCCCUUGCUUGCAAGUACGUUCCUUUCCCCUCUGUCUGUACGUUCUCACCAGGUAAGAUCUCAGUUACAAAAGCCUGUAGACAACUUGGACUUCAGAACUUUGGACGUGCUGUGCAGGCCUGAUAGGUCACACAGAAGGGGGAACGUUACGGGCACCGGGAAGCCUGUAACCUCCACGUACUUGAGCCAACGAGGAAAGAAGGAAGGGACAAUGCGAACGGGAAGACAGGAUAAAAGGGAUUCUUUCCCAUCCUUGGUGAGACCCACAGGUGUGAGGUGAGACCUCCCUUUCUUUCAAUCAAGAAAGCUAAAGCCUCUCCUCCGACUCUUUUGGGGAUAAAGAUAACUGAGCAAGCCCAUCAGAGCCCAAUUUUCCCACAGAGCCCGGGAAAUUUGGGAAUUGGCUGAUGUGGUUGCCAAGCCACUCUCCAUGAUACGAGAAAAGUCGUGGCGCUCAGGUGAAGUCCCUGGUGACUGGAAAAAAAGGCAACACCACACCCAUUUCUACAAAGGGUAAAAAGGAUGGCCCCGGGAACUACCGGCCUGUCACUCUAACCUCUGGCCUGGGGAGGAUCACAGAGCAGAUCCUCCAAGAAGCAAUGCUAAGGCACACGGAAGGCAGGGAGCUGAUACGGGAGAACCAGCAUGGCUUCUGCCCAACCAAGGGCAAAUCCUGCUUGACCAACCUGGUGGGUGGGCUUCCGUGAUGGUGUCACUGCAUCAGUGGACAAGGGAGAGCCACUGAUGUCCUCCAUCUGCAUUAAAGUAAGGCCUUCGACACGGUCCCCCACAACAUCCUUCUCUCCAAAUUGGAAAGAGGUGGAUUUGACGGGUGGGCUGUUUGAUGGAUGAAGGACUGGCUGCAGGAUGGAGUCCAGAGAGUGGUGGUCAGCGGCUCCAUGUCUGGAUGGAGAUCGGCGUCCCACAGUGCUGGCAGCGAUUUGAGGAUGACACCAAGCUGUAAGGUGCGGGGACACACCAGAGGGAUGGGAUGCCACCCAGAGGGAGCUGUGCAGGCUGAGCAGAUGGCCCAGGUGAACCUCAUGAGGUUCAACAAAUCCAAGAGCAAGGUCUUGCGCCUGGGUCGAGGCAACCCCCACUACCAGUAUGAGCUGGGGGUGAAAGGACUGAGAGCAGCCCUGCAGAAAGACACCUGGGGAUGCAGGUGGGUGGGAAGGUGGACAUCAGUCAGCACUGUGCCUUCACAGCCCAGAAAGCCAACCGUAUCCUGGGCUGCAUUCCAAGCAGCACGGCCAGCAGGGCAAGAGAGGUGAUCCCGCCCCUCUACCCUGCGCUGCUGAGGCCUCACCUGGAGCACUGUGUCCAGAUGUGGAGUCCUCAGCACAGGACAGACAUGGAGCUGUUGCAGCGCGUCCAGAGGACGGCCACAAAAAGGAUCCCAGGAACGGAACAGCUCUCCUGCAAGGACAGAGCUGGGGCUGAGAGAGCUGGGACUGUGCAGCCUGGAGGGGAGGAGGCUGUGAGGUCACCUGAGAGCAGCCUUCAGCGUUCAAAGGGGAGAGACAGGAAAGAAUAGCACAGACUCUGUAGCAGACUCUGUGGCGAUACAACAAGGGGAAAUGGCUUCGAGCUCAGGGAGGGCGCGUUUCGUUUGGAUGUAAGGAAAAAAUCUUCUUUUCCUUAGGGAAGGUGGAGAGGCACUGGAACGUGUUACCUAGUGUUGAGGUGGAUGCCCCGUCCCUGGAGACUUUCAAGGUGAGGCUGGACCAGGCCCUGUGCGUUGCAGGGGAGCUGGGCUACGUGGCCACGAUGGAGUCACCACGGCGACACAGAGGAACAAUGCCGGGUAAUGGAUGGAGCUUUCUGACAAGGAAUCGGCUCGUUCCAGGCAAAGCCGGGCAACUUUCAAAACAACAAAUCAUAACCGUUACGGUAAAGGGUACUUUGGAACAGUUGUGAUUUCCGCGCCAACUGCCUGAAGAUCAAUGUAGGCAACGGCUACUAAAGAGAAAUGAGGAACGCAAUCCUGAGAGGAAAGAAAAGAAGAGAGAGAAAACAGAAAGGUGCCAGCACUCCCGCUCGGGGCGGGCAGCAGGCCGCUGUCCUGCGUCAUAAUGGGCCACGGCCAGCACUGGCCACGCUGUCACUGCGUCGCCACGGCAACGUUUGUGACACGGCCACCCGGGAGGGGUAUAAAGGCGGUGCACGGUGGUGGGUCCUGCACCCUGAAGGAGCAUCUGGACGAGAGCAGACGCAUCUGAAGGGAUGAGCUCCGGCAUGGCUGGCGCCAACACGGAGCAACCCGCUGGCACGAGGCGGAACAGGACGAGCGAGGCCGGCCCCGCAGCGAGGCGUGCCUCCAGAGCGACAGACACCAACACCGAAGAGCGAGUUGCCGUCUGGGAUGCGGUGGCCGCCUACGUACAGGAGCACCUCCUGGUGCAGAAGGGGGUCUGGAUUCCCACCUUCGGCUCAUUCGACACCAUCUCUAAAGACAUCAGGACUGCGGACGGGACCGUGACUCUGCGGUGGCCCGUGUUUCAGCUGGCCAGGAACCUCAGAGCCAUGCACCACCUCGGGUCCGACAAGGACUCCCUGCCAGCCCACAGGGAGGUGGAGACCCUGAAAUACAGCGAGGUGGCUGCCGCUGCCUCUGUGACCUGGCAGAGAGGGAAGACCUGCAUCCAAAGCACCGUGUCCCUCCUCUCCAACUGCCUCAAGAAUGGGGAGAACGUUGCCUUUGUCCUGAAGGACGUAGGAGUGCUCCUCUUUGAAGGCAUGAGCUUUGGAAUUAAAUACUACUACGACUUCCUUGAGAAGCUCUCUGGGAAGGAGAAAUUCAGAAAAGCUGUCUUCAAGGCCCCCUGGCUGCUGGACACGCUGGUGUCCCGGGUGGCACCGGUGGCCUCCCUGACGCACUCUGGCCGCCUCGUCGUCUUUCCCAUGUUUCAGAAGCAGGUUGCACCCAAACCACCUCCCAAGAUAUUCCGCAAGGCCUCCGGAGAUCUCCAUGGUGAGGGGAAGCAAAAGAAAGAAGGGGCUUUGCCACCUCUUGUCCGGGGCAAGAAAGUGAGGUUUGAUGAAGUGCCAACCUACAUCAGACGCUUCAGCAUGGCAAGUACUGCUGGACAAAGCUCGGGAAGCAGAAGAAGCUUACAGCAGAAGGAGAGCUUUUCGUCCAGUCCGCUGCCGGCGGUCCCGAGAACGUCUGAAGCCCGCGAGCAGCCAGUGAGCCGGCAGCUGCAGGGCCAGGCAGGAAACGAAGGCCAAGAACACCUGGGCCAAACAACAGGAAAAAAACACGUCAGGUUCCGCGGAGAUGAACAAGGAGCGGGACAGGACCAUGAGGCUGGAGCGGCGGCCAUGUGGAAAGCAAAGGCCUCGCACCCUCAGGUUGCCAGGAGGCAGGUGGCAUCUCGCAUCAAAGAAAGGAGAUGUUCAUUAAGGGCUGAGUCCAGCCUGUCCAGGGACACCAAAGGCCACGCAUCCCGGCCGCCGUUACUGCCACGUGACUCUGUCAAACUACUCAGGCAGAGGCAGAUGGCUAAGGAGGACAGGCCAGCGCAGGCAGAACCUCGGGAGACGGCAGCAUCACCGUUUCACCGUGAGUGCAGCCUGCCCGAGGAGCCCUCCACCUGCAGAUCUGGUUCGCUGCCACCCAUACGCAACAGACCAGAGUCUCCCAGGAGUCCGCCUCCAAGGACCACAGCCCCGCGCCGCAGGCCGCCAACACCCUACCCGUUUCUGCCACGUGACUCUGUCAAACUACUCAGGCAGAGGCAGAUGGCUAAGGAGGACAGGCCAGCGCAGGCAGAACCUCGGGAGACGGCAGCAUCACCGUUUCACCGUGAGUGCAGCCUGCCUGAGGAGCCCUCCACCAGCCGAUCUGGUUUGCUGCCACCCAUACGCAACAGACCAGAGUCUCCCAGGAGUCCGCCUCCAAGGACCACAGCCCCGCGCCGCAGGCCGCCAACACCCUACCCACGCUGAGCAGGGCAUGGGGUGCCCGGGACAGACAGAGCUGCCCCUGAGCCUGCAAAACCCCAUCCGCAUCCUUCCUGGGUGCCAGCUCCCUCUAGAAAAGCAGAGGUAGAGGGACAGUGGGGACUGGGCUGGAUUCAAGAAAGAACAUUCACACUAGAAGCUGCGGAACAAGAUAGAUAAACGGCAUGAGAAAGGAAUGCUGAGAACUAAGGAUGCCUCCAGGAGACAAAAACAUGAGUCAAGCGAGCCACACGAUCGCCACACGAUAACAACCCUGGUUGGAGGAAGAGCGCGUGGCUACGAACAACUCGUGACACCGAUGGAUAAGCGCCUGCAUGCACGCUUAAGGAGUCGACCAGGGGCGACUGUGUGCAAUGAUUUCUUGACAUGGAAAGGGGGGUGGGAAAGUGGGAAAGAGAGAACUUGGGGAUAUUUGAACCUACAAUAAACAAUUUGGAUCAUUCA